GGGCACGUCUGGGUUUUGUUGCUGGUUUUAUUUGGAACUGAGAGUUUCCUACCUAGUUUAAAUAAGAAACCUUUGUGUUGAUACUCUGAAAAUAGCUUUCUGAAUAGCUGCUUCCAAGUUUGAGAUAGCUAUGAUGUGAAGAAAGGUGUGAACUGCACUGCUUCUUAAUUUGCUGAAUUAAAUCCCAGUGAUAGCACAGCUGAUAAACUUAAGAAAGAUAGCAAAGUGCCUGUUUGGAUGGUAGAGGAACCUGGGCAGGGUAUGUUCCUUCAGAUUUAAAUCUAAAGAAAUAAUAUGAUAAACUUACUGACCUGCAUAGUGGCAUUUCUUUGUUCGUAAAGCUUAAUUUGGGUACAUGUGGUGCUUAAUGAAAAAACUAAAAAUAAUUUUGUCUUUAAGUGUUCUGGGUUGUCAUUGGGAUAUUACUAAUGUAGGUAUUGUGACAGCAUUUCCAUUUGUCGUAGGUAGAAUGCUAUAUAAAUUAAUGGUGCAGUUUUCUCCAGCAUUUACCAAAGUGGUAAUUCAGACUUCUUUCUUCCCAGUUGCAGUAAGUGUUCAGCAAUUCCCUAAAGAGAAAUCUCUGUUUCUCUCAGACCCACUCCAAUGAGAGAUGAGCUUUUGCUUAUUCCCAGUUACACAGUUCCAUUGGCUGCUUUUUGACAAAUAUUGUCAGGUUUCUCCUUCUGACCCACUUGUUGUGGACACUGGAGAGUCUUAAAAGACCAACUGUGUUGUGCAGUAAAGAUGUAAGAAGUCUUCUGGGUGUACCCUAUGAGAUACGCUGCUAGGUAUUAGCGUAACCUAGCAAUCUCCAACCCCCUGAAUACUCAACCUUCCUCCUCACUUUGCUGGAGCACACAGUGAGUAGCUCAAACUCUUAGUUCAUCUUCCUUAUCCCAUUAUUGUGCUUAUGUCGUCUUUGCUCUCAGGUGAAGUGGAAGGUGUUUUUUUUCAGCAGCAGAGUGAUUCACUACUAUUGAAAACUGUGCCUUUUAGACCAUUCUGUGCCUUCUCUUUCAAUGUAGCAUUCAUGUUGGUGAAAUGAGCUUUAGGCGUGCUGAGCUUGCAGCUUGCAGAACUCAGGGAAUCCAUGCAGGAAGGUAGAGUUAACUAUUGAACCAGUGUGUGUGACACUGACAAGCUUCAUGCCCAGCUGACUUCCCCUCACCCUUGGACUGCCCUGUCACUUGUUAGUUGCAUGGUACUUCCACACCCAGGCUUCUUUUUGGUUUUUGUUUUCAAUUUAUCAGGUCCCUCUCUAGGUUACUGCGGCAUCUUAGUUUAAGACACCAAGUGAUGCUGACUUUGCCUUGGAGCGGCUGAUCCCAGAGCACAAAAGCAUGCACUUUCAUUCCUUCUGUUAAUCAAACUCCGCACCAAGUCUUGAAGAAACAGAGGCUUGGGAACACUGGCAGCCUUGUAAGAGACAUCGUGAACUAUUACAAGAUUUAACAGCUGAAGAUAUAAACAACUGUGGACAGCUCUUGCGGUUAGAAGAUGGAGAACAACGUAACUACUAUCUCUCGUGAAGAGCUUGAAGAGCUAAGAGAAGCAUUCAAUAAGAUAGAUAUUGACAACAGUGGGUAUGUCAGUGACUAUGAGCUCCAGGACCUGUUUAAAGAAGCAAGCCUACCCUUGCCUGGUUACAAAGUCCGGGAGAUCAUAGAAAAGAUUUUUGCGGUAACAGAUAGCAACAAGGACGGGAAAAUAAACUUUGAAGAAUUUGUCUCUUUAAUUCAGGAAUUGAAAAGUAAAGAUGUUAGCAAAUCUUACCGAAAAUCAAUAAACAAAAAGCUGGGUAUUACAGCACUUGGAGGAACAUCCUCAAUAUCUACGGAAGGGACACAGCAUUCUUAUUCAGAGGAAGAAAAAGUUGCUUUUGUUAAUUGGAUAAAUAAAGCUCUACAAGAUGACCCAGACUGUAAGCACAUUCUCCCUAUGAACCCAUCAGAUGCUAGUCUUUUUAAAUCCCUUGCAGAUGGCAUUCUUCUUUGCAAAAUGAUUAACUUUUCACAACCAGAUACAAUUGAUGAAAGGGCUAUUAAUAAGAAGAAACUCACUCCUUUCACUAUUUCUGAAAACUUAAACCUGGCUCUGAACUCAGCAUCUGCAAUUGGCUGUACAGUGGUCAAUAUUGGAUCACAAGAUCUGCAAGAAGGAAAACCACACUUGGUAUUAGGUCUCUUGUGGCAGAUAAUUAAAGUUGGUCUUUUUGCUGAUAUUGAGAUCUCUAGAAAUGAAGCUCUCAUCGCUUUGCUAAAUGAAGGAGAAGAACUAGAUCAGUUAAUGAAGCUUUCCCCAGAAGAGCUCUUGCUACGAUGGGUGAACUACCAUCUGGCCAACGCAGGGUGGCAGAAAAUCAGUAACUUCAGUCAAGACAUUAGGGAUUCCAGAGCAUACUACCAUCUGUUAAAUCAGAUUGCACCCAAAGGAGAUGACUUUGAUGAAAUCCAUGUUGAAAUUGACUUUUCGGGGUUUAAUGAUAAAAAUGACUUGAGGAGGGCUGAAUGCAUGCUCCAACAGGCAGACAAAUUGGGCUGCAGACAGUUUGUAACUCCAGCUGAUGUGGUUGCAGGCAACCCUAAACUCAAUUUGGCUUUCGUUGCAAAUCUCUUUAACACAUAUCCAGCCCUACACAAGCCUGACAAUUCAUCUUAUGAUCUCACUUUAUUAGAAGGAGAAAGUAAUGAAGAAAGGACAUUCAGAAACUGGAUGAAUUCACUGGGUGUAAGCCCAUAUGUUAAUCACUUAUACAGUGACCUCUCUGAUGCUUUAAUAAUCUUCCAACUGUAUGAAAUGACUCGUGUGCCAGUUGACUGGACUCAUGUCAACAAACGUCCUUAUCCUCUACUUGGUGGUAAUAUGAAAAAGAUUGAGAACUGCAAUUAUGCAGUAGAACUUGGGAAGACAAAAGCUAAAUUCUCCCUGGUCGGUAUUGCUGGACAUGAUCUAAAUGAGGGCAAUCCAACUUUGACUUUGGCUUUGAUAUGGCAGCUGAUGAGAAGGUAUACUUUGAAUGUGUUGUCAGACCUUGGAGAGGGUGAAAAAGUUAAUGAUGAAAUUAUUAUAAAGUGGGUGAAUCAGACACUUGCAAAUGCAAAUAAGAAAACUUCAAUUACCAGUUUCAAGGACAAAUCAAUCAGCACUAGUUUACCUGUCUUAGAUUUAAUAGAUGCAAUUGCACCAAAAGCAGUUCGCCAAGAAAUGGUCAAGAGAGAAGACCUUUCUUAUCAAGACAAAUUGAAUAACGCCAAGUAUGCCAUUUCAGUUGCUCGAAAAAUUGGUGCUCGUAUAUAUGCUCUCCCAGAUGAUCUGGUUGAAGUGAAGCCAAAAAUGGUGAUGACAGUGUUUGCAUGUUUGAUGGGAAGAGGACUGAACAAAAUAAAAUAAUGAAGAGAGUUAACACAACUUCCUGUGAUGUUAAGCAUGACAAAUGCUUCACAGCUUACAGAAUUUUGAAGCUUAGUACAAAAUGAAAGAAAUUAUAUGCACAUAUAUACACUCAUUAAUUACAUCCUAAUGUGUUUUUAUGAAACUGGAUGAAAUUUUAAUACACUGAUUAUUUAUGGUUGUUACUAUUUUCAGAAUGUUCAUUAUAAAAUUAAUAACUAAUUUGUAUUGCUUUAAAAACAAACCAACCUAACUGCAUCAAUCAUCAGUUUAUUUAGCAUAUAACCACCUGUAUCAUUUUACCUUUCAUGGUUUUUCAGCACCUAUUGAGAAACUUUUUUUUUAGUGGCUUUUAGUUAGGUUUAGUCAUGGCUGUAUCAAGAUACAUUCCAGUCCCUAUUAGAUUACCCUGAACUUCACAAGUUAUCAUCCUUGCCUUAUUCUUAAAGAGUUUAAAUCGUGUUGAAACCAGAGUCUUGUCAUGGACUUCAGUCAGAGCAAGUGAAAGUCUCUGAUAAUACCUGGAAGCUAAUGAAUAUUCAUGAAGCCGAUAAAACUUUGUGUGGGAAGCAUCUUUAAAUGCAGUAGCUUUGCUAUUGAGCAAGAACUUCUAUCGUCUGUGUCUUGAGGAAAAAAGCAUAGUAAGCAGAAAUGUAAUCAUGUUGUUAGAUCUGUAUAUAUGUUACCUUUUUCAGUUGAACUACAUAUCAGAUUUAAAAAACAUCACAAAAUAUUGUAAAAGUAAACAAUAAAAGCCUGGCCUGUCCAGUUUGGGGGUACACCUAAAUGAA
Gallus gallus (chicken) is the source of this 4181-nucleotide messenger RNA. RefSeq names its product plastin 1 (gene PLS1). Lineage: Eukaryota; Metazoa; Chordata; Aves; Galliformes; Phasianidae. Gene Ontology annotation, cellular component: actin filament bundle; actin filament; cytoplasm. The record is from RefSeq and is a predicted model, not a curated record. The coding region runs from base 1498 to 3390 and encodes 630 amino acids. Gene Ontology annotation, molecular function: actin filament binding; calcium ion binding. The transcript is spliced from 17 exons. Gene Ontology annotation, biological process: actin filament network formation; actin filament bundle assembly.